CUACAACUGCCAAGUACCAUAACUAAAAACCUAAAAACAGUCGUGCAAGCGCGAAAGCGGUAACGUCAGUGUUGUUUACUGUUCAAAAUAUUUAUUGUUACUGAAAUCUGAAAUGAUAUAAUACAAAAAUGGAAUGCACGCAAAGAUUAGAGUGUACUCAAGAAUUAUAUGACACUCAUACGCCAAGGGUUUGUGCGGAGCAAAUCGGGUUUGUUGGCAUAUGCGGUGAGAAACAUCCAGUGUUACGAGGCCCAAACAAAAUUGGCAGAGACCCACAGACAUGCAACAUUGUACUCAACUUAAAUUCUGUAUCAAGGCAGCAUGCUGUGAUAAAUGUUCUAAGUAGCAAAGAAUAUAUGCUUAUGGACUUAGGUUCAGCCAACAAAACAAAAUUAGUAAAUAAAACGCUACAGCCAUACAUACCUUACCCUCUAAAGAAUGGUGAUACAGUACAGUUUGGAGACAAUUUUGGGAUAUUCAGACUUCUAGAGGAAGAUGACAACUUGCCGAUGACACAGGCUUUAGACUUGCCUAUGACACAACCUUUGGAUAUCCCUGAUACACCGUUACCGAGUAAGGCAGUAUCGAAGAUCCAUAAAGCACAGACUACUGUCAUUCCUGAGUCUCCCGACGUAAGUGGGGACGACUCAUUUAUAUCGGCCUCAAACAGGAACAGUGAAAGAACAAGGCUAUCCAGCGGUCAGUUUAUAAAACCGUUUGGCAAAACUAUAUCAAUACAACCAAUAAGUUCACCUAAAACACCGAAUAAUUCUGGUUUGUCAAAACGAUCAACUUCUUUGAGUUUCGUUGACAAUCCUAAUACGAGUUUAAACGAGUCUUGUGCGUCUCGUAACUCUAAAAAUGUAACUGAUAUUCAUGAUAUGGACACACAACCACCUGAUGUAAAUGAGCCUAAUGAUUCAAUACAUACAGCUGAUACUCAGAUCCCACCGCCGAGACCUAUCUCACCGUCAAUUUACAGCUUGAACACGCAACUACCCACAGGAGACAAUCUGCCUGAAAUACGCAAGGUUGACAAUCAACAAGAAAUGCAGUUUGAUUUGUAUGCAGCUAACAAAGAGAAUGAUACAAGUAUAUUUAAUGCUGAAACACAGCCAUUUGCUUUUGAGAAAGAAGAUUCGAUGCAACAGAAAAAAAAUGGUGAGAAACAAAAUAUUGCAAAGGAAAAAGUUGAUAGCUUAGUGAAAGCUAACGAUGUGGAAAAGAGUAUAAAUACUUCGGAAGAAGAAUUGUUGUUCGAUGAUAUUGAUGGUGAUGUGUUUGAGGAAGAUCUCAAUUCGCAAAAUAUACUUGUCGACGAAGUACUGCUAGUAGAAGCAGCUGAAAAGUCUGGUGAAAAACCUAAAGAUAAUAAAACCCCAUCAAAAAGAGCUAACAGAAUCGAAUCUGAUAGUUCAACAGAUUGUGAAGACAUUUAUAUGAUGCCGACACAGAAAGUGGCGGAAUUACCUAAAGAUGAUUCAAAACAAGAUGUUGGCAAAGUCGAUAUAACUCACAAAGUAAAGCCGACAAAGAGCGUUAAUGGAAUACAAUCAGAUUGCUCGACAGAUUGCGAAGAUAUAGAUAUGAUACCCACUCAAAAGAUACCCGAAAAGAAAGUAGAUGCAGACGAUGACGUCACAGAUUGUGAAGAUAACGAAUUACCUACAAACAAACCGAUUGAAACCGGUUCCAAUACAAAGUUUGAAGAUAUGCCUACACAAAUAAUCGAUGCUGAAUACAAUGCAGGCAAUCCGGCAAACAAUAAUGAAGACAUAGAAGAUCAGGCAACCCAAAUAUUGGAAGAGAUAGUGCCACAGGAUAUUGAUAAAUCAAAAACUAGUUUGAGUAAACUCGACAGGUCGUUUAAAGUUCCUUUUCGAUCUCCGAAGCGAGUGAAAAAUAAAGACGUACAGAAACCGUCUCCAAUAAAAACUAUUACGAGUAAACCUGGUCCGUCUACCUUGAAUGAGGACAAUUAUUAUCAAGCGACACAAGAAAUUUAUGAUGAUCUGUGCUCACAAAGAGAAAUGUCUCCUGAUAUCUUACAAAUGGACCAAGGUGACAAUGUAACCAUUGAUUUAGUAUCGAGCCCCGCCAAGAAACACGAAGAGGCUUUAAAUAAACUUCAAAAGUCGUUUUCUCGAAGAUCUGGUGUUAAAUGUGAAAAUGUUGCAAGUUUAAAGAAAACACCAAGUGACUCGUCCGAUGUGGAUACUACUCCAAAAAAACUGCGGCCGUUCCUAUUCACUGAUAGCGAUCUUCCAAGCAGUCAAGAGAUCACAACAAGUAUGAUGACAAAACAAGAUUCAGCUGUUGUGGACCUGUCCAGCGAUUCAGAACCGGAUAAUACCGAAGAGCAGACUCCAAUAGUACAUCGCAAGAAGAAAACUAAACCUGCACCCAAGUUAGAUCUGACCAAAAAGUUUGAUGUCGAAAUGUUACCAGAGAGGAUUCUGACGCGGCAACGCAAACCCACCGACAAACUAGGAAAUAGCACCGAUAAAAGUAUAAACUCUAAAAUACUUAAAUCCACAUACUUACUAGACCAGGAAGAUGAAGUCGAUCAAGAAAUUAUAUCCGAAAAUAUAAAACGCCUAAAAAGUUUCGAGAAAGCCAAGAGUUUACGAGAGUCCAAGAAUGAUGUUAGUGCUAAAGAGGAUGUGAAAGACACUAGUCCGCGUUCGAAAGAGAGUAAGAGUAAGGAACCCAAAGAAAAAAUAAAAGUUAAAAUAGAAAAACCAAAGAAGAAGGAAACCAAACCGAAAAGCGAGUCGUCUGUUCGAAAAAGCGAUGAAAACAAAAGUAAACAAAAACAGUCAAGCAUUACCUCAGAAACUAAUACAAGGAAAACUAGAACAAAGAAAAAUGAAACCGAAACAAAAGCAAACACAAAAAAUAGAUCAGUAUCACCAGAUAGCAGUAAAAAAGAAGACAAAAAACCUCGUAACAGAAGAAAGGAAAGAUCAAAAUCACCUGAAAUCGAAGUCAGGAGAAGCAAACGCCAGACAACCAAAGAAAAGAGUUUAAAUGAACCAACUUCUAUGAACCCUCGUAAACGCAAGCCAAUACUGAAGAACGUACGAGAAAGUACUGAAUAUAAUAUGUCAUCUUCCAGCGGUGAACCAAAUAGGAGUCUAAAGAGAUCGUUGGUUGAAGACAGUGUAGUACCAAGCCCGAAACGAACACGAUCUUAUGUAAAUAGUAGUAAUACUAAUACGAGCAGUGGUAUAAGUAAUUCGUCUUUAAGAGCGACCCCUGCCAGACUCAAUAAGACGCACCAUGUGCUGUUUACCGCCUUCCCCAGUGAUGAAGUUAAACAGAAGUUGGAGAAAUUAGGUGCAGUGAUAGUGACAGAUGUGAUGCAGUGUACGGUAGUGCUGACGAUGCAGAUCAAGCGCACGUUCAAGCUGCUGUGCGCGCUCGGGCUGGGCAGGCCGAUAGUAGGCCCCGGCUGGGUGCAGGCCUGCAACGAUACUAAUAUCAUUGUCGAUCCAUGGCUAUACCUAGUAAAGGACGAAUCGGCGGAGAAGCGUUUCGGGUUCAACUUGGAGCGGUCUCUAACUGGCAAGCGGAAUUUCCUGAAGGGUUACAACGUGUCCUCCACGCCCAACGUGCAACCUAACGCAACUGAAAUGGAACUUAUAGUGAAAUGUUCAGGCGGUAACUGGAAGGAGGGCGGUCCGCACUGGGUGUGCGUGUCGUGCAACAGGGACCGCGACCUGUGGGCGGCGCUGCGCCGGCGCGGGGCCAGCGUCGUGUCCACUGAGUUCAUAUUGGGAGGGGUGCUCAAGCAGACGCUAGAUGUCGCUGCACAUACCUUCCCGUGAAGUGGGAACGUUGUGAGGAUGCAUGAAGAUGCGAUCAUUCUUCUAUAAGGCGAUUUUAGAUUACAUGGUUGGUAUAAAAGUCGGUUUAAAGCAGCGUGACUUGCAAGCUUUUAUGCGAUAUUGCAUUUUUAUGCAGUGUAUGUGUCUAUGUAGCAUAUAUGCUGUAUACGUGUCAUACGCAAGUCCAAAACCGUUGUAAGUGUGAACUAUAUGUGUGUGGAAGUUUCUGAAGAUGUGUACAUUUCAUAAUUAGUAAGUUUCAGUUGCUGAUACUGACCUGAUUGUAAGCGCUCCUUUAUCGCGAUUGAUUCGCGAGCUCUUUAGUUUCUAGAAAUUGGUCUCGUCUUCAUGGGUUAAACUGUCUACAUUUAACAACGUUAUUGUUGCAUAUGUUUUAUGGGGAGUUUUUACAUAGUAUUGUCACCACUAAAAGUUGACCUUAAGACGAUGUAUUAAGGGUGUGUAUAUUUAUACUAUACUCGUAAUUUCAAAGCCAAUUUCUUAAUAAGUGUUCUAGUUUUCCAUCAUGAAGUUUUUGAGACAGCAUGAUGUAUUUUGGCUAAAGGUAAAAAUGUGUAUAAGAAAUACUAUAAUUAUUGUUCUGAAACAUUUACAAAAUGUUAUACUUGACAAGAGUGAAAACCAGUGUACAGUCAGCAGUGUAACAAAUGCAAUUAAAAGCAUUUUAUAGUACAAAUUUAUCAAAAUUUAGACCCUUUCUUGGUAAGUUGUCUUGAUGACUUUAAGGAAGGUUGUAAAACUAACAGGUAAAAAAGACUGCUUGUUCAAUUCUCGUAAAUUUAUAAAAAGAUUUAGAGGGUUUCAAAUGUUAUCAAUCCGCAUAAAGUACUUAUUUGCUGACUGUACUGUACAGAUAAUGUUUUGGAAUAUUUGUAAAUACUUAACAAAUUCGAUUAAAAAUCACCUGGAAGUACAAUGUUAUUUACAAGUAGAUUUACUUAAUUCAUAACUUACACAUUAUUUUAGCCCUACAAUCAUUUGAAAAGCUUGUAUUUACAUAUACGAAAGAGGUUUUGAGUCUAUAAUUGCAUGCAUGGCAUCACCAGGUUAAUUAAGAAGUCUUUACUUCUUGUGUUUUACUUCAAAUAACCGAAACAUACCUUCAUCACAAGCUCAUCAUCUGUUAAAGAUUGCGUAAAAGACAAUUUUUAUGUCCAUAGGCAUUUUCAAACUAAUAUUUGUUGUGUCGACUUUUUAGACCUUAUUGUAGAUUUGACAGCUAGAAAAAUAGAUACAUGAAACCAAUUAUAAUUACAUAUAUAAAUAAUACAGUAGACUACAGACUCAAAAUAAAACCGUGUUUUUAUAUGUUUUAAAACCGCUAUCUAGACCGACGGCGGCAAAGCAUGGAGAUGUUAUGAUUUUAUAUUUUGUGGCGCCAUCUGUUGGUUGCAGCGCCCUCUAGACUUUCAAUUACGCCGAUCUUUUUAAAAUAAUACAAUAUUCUUAUCAUGUAAAUAUUAUCUUAAUUUAAUUGAUUAUUUGAAUAUUAUUCGUAUGUUGUUAAUAAUUAUGUGGACAUUAAAUUCAGGCCCUGGUUUAUAAACGCCACUCCAAGUUGUUUGGCGUCCUCAAAUCGUGGUCUAAGUGCAUGUGACAUCAAAAAUACUAAAUUACAUGCUUUAAAAUCUUAUAUAUUAUAUCAAUAUGCUUCUUAUUAAUAUGGUAACUAAGUUUAUUUUUAAAUGAUUUCUCUAAUAGAGGGCUAAAAAUGUUAAAAUUCUAUGUUCAAUGUGUUGUCUUUGUUUGUUUUUAAUGUCGCCAUUUUGAUUUAUUUUCCUAGGAAUUAAUAUUGAUAAUUGCAAUAUGGUUAUUUGUCAUAAAUGUAUGAAUAAUGUUGUAUCAUAAAUGAUGUUUCUAUUAUUAUAAUCAUAGUUUACGAGUUUGUAAUAUCAUCAUAUGAUUGUUUAUUAUUGUAAAUUACAUGACUUAUUUUCUUA
Molecule: messenger RNA, 5791 nt
Organism: Trichoplusia ni (cabbage looper)
Lineage: Eukaryota; Metazoa; Arthropoda; Insecta; Lepidoptera; Noctuidae
Product: E3 ubiquitin-protein ligase RBBP6-like
Exons: 8
Coding region: 129-3830 (1233 amino acids)
Molecular function (GO): protein binding
Source: RefSeq, a predicted model, not a curated record